AUGUCGAGGCUGUAUGGGACAUUCAUGAUGCCACUUUUGGAAUACUGCAUGAAAUUCUGGUCUCCCUGUGAUAGGAAUGACAUGGUGAAAUUGGAAAUGAUUCAGAAAAACUUUCAGAAAACAAGGACAAAUCCUGAAGCAACACAGCUCAGAGACACAGGAGUCAGUCAUUGCAUGUCAAUGGAAGAAGAAAGGAGGAGAGGAACAAUGUGCUAUGUGUUUAUCACUCUGCUGACUGCCCUCUGUUUCGGUUACCGGGGCACGGCUCUUGAGGUCAAUGUCCCAAAACGAGACAUUGGUCGGGAAAUCCAAAUGGACAUGGGUCUCAAUUCGGCCGCUUACCUCUUCACCCAAAGCAGCCAGGCUGAUGACUUGGCCAGAGCCCAGCUGGAGAAGGACAGAAGAGCCAAUCAAGUCUUUGAUAAUGCUUGGAGGAAAGCGAACAGUUGUAUGGCCCACAGUGUCAUACCAAGAGGGUUGACAAAGGAUCACAUUCAUGCAGUUUACACUUACACAGCCAGUUACAUCGAAGACGGCCAGUUCUACAAGGUAUUCAAUGAGGCGGUCCGAGAGUAUGGAGCCAAUGACACUGUCUAUGCCCGGGAUUUCAAGUUCAAGAGUUUCCAUUAUUUGUUGACAGUGGCCUUGGAACAACUGAGAAAGGACAGGCCUCACCCGAGGGGACUGACUUACAGAGGGGUCAGGUUAUCAACGAAUGCCCCGCAGGCAUCACAUGUCAGAUUUGGAUUCUUUGUUUCUUCGUCACUGAGUCAAAGAAUUGCCCUCAAUUUCACAAAUCUGUCCUCAAAUCACAACACCUGGUUUCAAAUCGACUCCAAGUAUGGGGUCCCAAUCAUGGACUACUCCUGCUUCCCUGAGGAGAUGGAGGUUUUGAUCCCCCCCUACGAGGUGUUCCGGGUGAAUUCGGUGACUCCCUGGAACUCUGGCACCAACAUCACCCUCACAGGGGAGGGUAAGCUCGGGGUCGCUGUGCAGGUGAAAAGGGGCAAAAAUGGCAGCCUGGUGGUGGUACGGUGCCAGGGGACGGCCAACUCACUCUCGGUCGGUUUGUGGAUCCUACUGCUCCUGGUUCUCAUGUCGGUGUAGACCUAUCCCGGGAGCACCCGCAUUUGGACCCUCAGGAAAAUAAAUCUCAUUAAUAGUAUCAAGCAAGGGGGUGGCCAUUCAGUCCAUCCAGUCUGCUUAGCCAUUCAAGUGGUGUUAAGGGAAUCACCAAUCCCACAACUGCACUCACCUGUACCAUUGUAUUCAUUUCAGCCAUCUGUCUAUUCCUGCAAUAAAGGACAGAGCCCACACAAGGACAUCAUCAUUUUUGACAGGGAAGCACAAUACCAUCCAAGAGGCUAAGGAUCUACAUCGAAUAGAAAUCUUCCAAAAGAAACAAGCAAAGUCUUGAUCUCAACCCUCACUAAUGUACUCCCCCCAGCAAGGCUUGAUGGAAAUAACUCAAGGUUCCAAGGCAUGAAAGAGACGCUGGAUAUUGUUAGUUAGCGGUAGCAAAGAGCGAUGGCCCAAACAGUCUCAUUCUGUCAGUUUUCAAUCUGUUAUUGCAACUCCACUAACACCACUCGAUGGAGCUUGUCAGCGAACAGCCAUCACCUGAAUCUGCAAUGGGAUAGGCAGCAUCAAACGUUAUCUGAAUCUGGACUCAAACUGGUUCUGAAUUAAAGCUACUCUUGAACUCACUGUCUGCGAUUGACAAUGCCGUCCAGACAAAGUGAUGUUGAAUUGAAGUUUCUCAAAGAGUAGAUGCCUCUUUCUCUCUGCAGAACAUUUUGGAGACCAGGGCCCUGUGACCAGGAGGAGGUUUGUUCUCCAGCAGUCACUCCUUCGGGCAGUUUCAGCAGCAG
Messenger RNA from Stegostoma tigrinum, 1871 nucleotides. RefSeq names its product erythroblast NAD(P)(+)--arginine ADP-ribosyltransferase-like. Bases 1 to 1107 code for a protein of 368 amino acids. Lineage: Eukaryota; Metazoa; Chordata; Chondrichthyes; Orectolobiformes; Stegostomatidae. The record is from RefSeq and is a predicted model, not a curated record. The transcript is spliced from 3 exons. Gene Ontology annotation, molecular function: NAD+-protein-arginine ADP-ribosyltransferase activity; NAD+ poly-ADP-ribosyltransferase activity.